CGAGUCACCAUGGGGCACAACGGGAGCUGGGUCCCCCGGAACGCCAGCGAGCCCCGCGACCCGUCGGGCGGCGAGGCGGCGGGCGCGAACCGCAGCGCGCUCGGGGAGCCGGGCGAGGCGCAGCUCUACCGCCAGUUCACCACCACCGUGCAGGUCGUCAUCUUCGUGGGCUCGCUGCUCGGAAACUUCAUGGUGUUAUGGUCGACAUGCCGCACAACUGUGUUCAAAUCUGUCACCAAUAGGUUCAUUAAAAACCUGGCCUGCUCGGGAAUUUGUGCCAGCCUGUUCUGCGUGCCCUUUGACAUUGUCCUCAGCACCAGCCCUCACUGCUGCUGGUGGAUCCACACCAUGCACUUCUGCAAGGUCGUCAAAUUUUUGCACAAAGUCUUCUGUUCUGUGACUAUCCUGAGCUUCCCGGCCAUUGCCUUGGACAGGUAUUACUCAGUCCUCUACCCUCUGGAGAGAAAAAUAUCUGAUGCCCGAUCCCGGGAACUGGUGAUGUACAUCUGGGCCCAUGCCGUGGUGGCCAGCGUCCCUGUGUUUGCAGUCACCAAUGUCGCCGACAUCUACGCCAUGUCCACCUGUGCAGAAUUCUGGAGCCACUCCUUGGGUCACCUGGUGUACGUGCUGAUCUAUAACAUCACCACGGUCAUCGUGCCUGUCGCUGUGGUCUUCCUCUUCCUCAUCCUCAUCCGCCGGGCGCUGAGCGCCAGCCAGAAGAAGAAGGUGGUCAUCGCAGCCCUGCGCACCCCGCAGAGCACCAUCUCCAUCCCCUACGCCUCCCAGCGGGAGGCCGAGCUGCACGCCACGCUGCUGUCCAUGGUCCUGGUGUUCAGCCUGUGCAGCGUGCCCUAUGCCACCCUGCUCGUGUACCAGACCGUGCUCAACGAGCCCCACGCCUCCGUCUUCUUGCUGCUCACGGCCAUCUGGCUGCCCAAAGUCUCUCUGCUGGCCAACCCCGUGCUCUUUCUCACUGUGAACCGGUCCGUCCGCAAGUGCUUGGUGGGGACCCUGGUGCAGCUGCACCGCCGCUACAGCCGCCGGAACGCGGUGAGCGCCGGGGCCGGGGCGCCCGAGGCCAGCCUGGAGCCCAGCCUGCGCUCGGGCAGCCAGCUCCUCGAGAUGUUCCACAUCGGCCAGCAGCAGAUCUUCAAGCCCGCAGACGACGAGGAGAGUGAAGCCAAGCUCCUCGGCCCGGGGGACUGCCGGGCCAGGGAGGUGCCCAGCUCCUGCCCCGGGGGAGAAUCAGGGCCACCGUGUGCACCCCCCGUGCCACCGCCCCUGGGCUCGGUGGACUCCAUAUCUCAGGUGGCCCCCGCCACCCCCGCGGAGCCCGAGACCUUUCCAGACACGCAUUCGCUUCAGUUUGGCUUUGGGCCUUUUGAGUUGCCCCCUCAGUGGCUCUCAGAGACCCGGAACAGUAAGAAGAGGCUGCUUCCCCCCUUGGGCAACACGCCCGAAGAGCUGAUCCAGACCAAGAUGCCCAAGGUCGGCAGGGUGGAGCGCAAGAUGAGCAGACACAACAAAGUGAGCGUUUUCCCGAAGGUGGACUCCUGAACCCUCCAUGCUGGCGGCGGAGCGGCGCGGUCUCCCACGGCAACCGCGGCGUGGGCCAGGGCUUCCGAAUGGAAGGGGAAGCCGUGUCGAGCCCGAGGCCCCCUUGACUGAGGGUGUGUGUGCACGUGUCACGGUCACAUCCACGCUCCUCGUGGGGUGUGACCUGGGCCCUUGGAACACGUCCUGGGGGGGGGGUACUUUCUUG
This is a messenger RNA of Perognathus longimembris pacificus (Pacific pocket mouse), 1762 nucleotides long. RefSeq names its product G protein-coupled receptor 176 (gene Gpr176). Gene Ontology annotation, biological process: G protein-coupled receptor signaling pathway. Gene Ontology annotation, molecular function: G protein-coupled receptor activity. Lineage: Eukaryota; Metazoa; Chordata; Mammalia; Rodentia; Heteromyidae. The transcript has 3 exons. Gene Ontology annotation, cellular component: plasma membrane. The coding region runs from base 10 to 1557 and encodes 515 amino acids. The record is from RefSeq and is a predicted model, not a curated record.